Molecule: messenger RNA, 333 nt
Organism: Paramecium pentaurelia
Lineage: Eukaryota; Ciliophora; Oligohymenophorea; Peniculida; Parameciidae
Source: the annotation of a GenBank genome assembly
AUGAAAAAGUUGAUCUCUCGAUUGAUAUAAUUUGGAUAACUUUUCCACUUGAUCCACAUUUAUUAAAGAUUAUAAUAGAAAAUAUAAACAAAAAUUUAUAAGUAAUUACCAAUGCUUGGUUUGAUAGAUAUUCUAGCACAAAGGCUCUUUCUUGUGGAAAUAAAUGGAUUUAUGAUAUUUUUUGUCAUGAGUCAUCCUUGCAAAUAGGUUUUUUUCAAAUAUUGCUCUGAUUAUUAUUAAAUAUUCACUCCUUUAAUUAAAGUUAAUAGAGGGUAUGAACCUUAAAUUUUUCAAUAUAUAAGAUCUGAGAAAAUUACCUAACAGCUACUUUGA